Messenger RNA from Durusdinium trenchii, 1673 nucleotides. Lineage: Eukaryota; Dinophyceae; Suessiales; Symbiodiniaceae. The record is from the annotation of a GenBank genome assembly.
UGGAUUCUGCCCCCCCCACACACACACACACAACUGUCGAAGGUGAACCCCUUGCCCGGCCGCACAAGACCUCCCCACCGAACCGCCCCAACCCAGCCGCCUCGCAGGCCCUUGAACCACACCGUGGAUUGCGCAAAUCUGGGGUCAGGCCAGCAUCAAACCUCAGACCAGUAAAGAAACUGCCAACACUGGGGACAGCACCACCUUCCAUAGGCCGGACUCGCGCGAAACACUACAUGCCUGACGGAGAAGUGCGAAACAUCAGCUGUCCGGCUCAUGCAUGGAGACGGGAUCAUGAAGAUGACGCGUGCGAAUCAACCGGUACUGUACCGCAGUGCGCACUUACCAACUUUUAGGCACCUGGUGUGGUGUUCGCUCACUUUGCGUGUUUGUGUUCUACCCAGGAUUCCCAAUCCACAAAUGAGUCGUCAAACGUGGUGCUGAAGCAUGUUGGAGCACCUGGUCUUGUCACAGGCCCAUGGAGGACAAAAGGUUCCGAGCAAGUGUGUCCCCCACGUGUUUUCAUCACGUGUGCAGUGCCAGGGCUGCCAAGCCUGUAGGCAAGCUCCCCAAUUCCGGCGUCAAAGAUGGCGAACUGAGGCUUGCAACCUUGAGUGGCUUGCGCUACGUUGUCCAGCUCUACUUCAGCUUAUAUUCAGCUGCCUAUGCUUUUGUUGAGAAGCUGCCACAAGAUGAAUUGAAAUUUGUGAUUGGAUUUAUACUGUGUUUCUUCGGCGGCGUGUUUGUUGCGCUCAUUGCGGCGGUCGAAGCUUUCCGCACCAUGGGUGGCCAGAGCUUGUAUGAUGAUAUGGCAUAUGUGCAGCUGGAGUUAGACAAUGUUUUGAAAGCCCACGAUGCUGAUGAACAAGUGGAUGCAAACCGAGAUGGCAUCCGAGAUGUGGAGGCCAUGGGCAGCCAAGAGCUCGUCCAGCACAAAACCAUAUUGGUGAUGCAAAGCAUUGCAGAUCCCAAACGUCUGCAGGGUGCUGUAGGCAACCUUUGGUCUGCAUACUUAGCAGUUAUCGCCACGUUAAGCCUCAAAUUUGCACAAACCACAGCCUAUGCCCUGGCGAUCUCUGAGAUGGUGAAAUUUCCGGUGACACGGGUUGUUGCGCCUCCUCUAGCGUAUGCGCUGGGUUCGAACUUGGUGAAUUGGGUAGAUGUCAUCAUCGACAGCACUUUAAAGGCGAUCGUGAUUUUGCUGGUCUGGUUCUUUGCGAGGAUCAGGGCUGCCUUCUACUCCGGGCUGCGGGGUGGACAGAUGCUGGGUGCUGCAACCGUCCGGAUUUGCCAGAAGCAUGGUUGGACGGAUUCUCUUCCAUGGGUCAAAAAGCCCUUCAACCCGGACGAGUCCUACCUGGAUGAGGUGAUCGGAUAUCCCUUGGCCCUUGUUGGCUUCUACUUCCAGAUGACGCACUACUUCGGUGUCUUGCCCUUCCCGUUGGAUUGGCUUCUGUGGCCCCUGAGCUUUGUCGAGGGGCUUCUGGAGAUCCAGAUCAGCUGGUGAGAUGAGGAAGCCAGCCAUCUGAGCUUACAAACUGCUUUUGCCGGCUAAGACCCUAGCCUUAGCCCACAACUCAGCCAACGUUUGGCAGAUUUGCGCCAGCCCUCGUGAUUUUUGGCCACUUCUCAUCAAGAUUCGGCUGUAGCAACUUGUUGGGUGUCGAGCUGAC